GCAUCCGUAAGUAGAACAACUUCAACGUUCAAUCCCCGCGGUUUUGCUGAACCCGCGACUUAGCCAGCGCGGCCGGCGUCCAGCAAACAGCAAGGGCAGCCCCAAACCCCAAGCACGGCUGCGUUUGUGCCAUGCGGCAGAGGCAGCAGCUCGUCUGAGGCGCCAUGCGCGCGUCAAGCGGCUGCGUUGCGCGCCUGGGCGCCAUGCUAGGAAUUGGCCUGCUGCUCCUGCUGUCGGCGAAACGCCGCUCGGCGGCGCAGCUCACUAAUGCAUUGCUGCUGACGCGGGACGCAAAACAUGGCUCUCUUAGGAGCCUCGCAGCGCCACACCGCUGCGCGCCGCCCUCCCUGGCUGGAAUCCAAUGUGAAAGCCUAAAUGACUCGCUUUGGCCGUGGGCGCUACGCCGCACGUCGCGGCGUCGUAUUUAAAUCAUCGCUGCUCUAAAAAUCUCCCCCGCAGGUCGGCGGCCGCAGCGUCUGGCCCUGCUGCAGGCCCAAGCGCCGCUUCGUGCGGUGCAAAGGCGGCGGCCGCCGCGGCGCUCGCCGCGGCCUUGCGAAUCACGACCGACAGUGUGCCGUGGCCACGGCAUGCACAAACCUAGUCGGCCUCGUGCUUACGUGCGCCGCCGGCGCAGCCAGCGCGGUCGGCGCGCUCGCCGCGGCCCCUUUUCGGGGUCGCGCACCCGCCGGCGUUGCUUCCGCGCCCGACGCCAUCGUCUCCGCGCUCCCGGCCGACGCAGCGCUGCCCGUGCGCGCCGCCGACGCGACGCCGAGCUCGGACGGUUCGUCUCGAGCCCCCGGCGCCGGCCGGGCAAGCGAGUGCGCGUUGGCAAGCCGUGGAACGGCGAGCUGCGCGCCGGCGGCGACGCCGCGGGACGACGACGACGCGGAGCCUCGGACGGGCACACCGCGUCGACGGCGUCUUGCGGCCAUUGCGGCCAUGCCGGCCGCGCAUCUAGCGCAAUUUUUGGCGUUCGUGGUGUUUUGUUUUUGUGUAAAGAGUGCCGACCGGCGCACGAAUCAACAGUUCUGCGGCGCCACUCGCGCACUGAUUGAUUUCCACACAGGUGCGAGCGCCGCCGACUUCGGCGAUGUCACCGAGAUGGACCUGCGACCGCCAGUGCGGAAAGUUGCUUUCUCGGAUCGAUCGUCUACAUGUUCGCCGUCGCUCGAAGUGGUCUCGACGGCUUCGUGUCCCAGAAAGGAGCGACAUGACCGCAUUCUCGCUUUAUCCAAAUCUCACUCACUGUUUGAUUCCACACAGGAGUCAGAUGUUGUUGGAUGCCCUGGGCGCACCAGCCGUCGCGGUGGCGACCGGCGUCGGCGGCCUCGCGGCAGGAGCGGUCGUCGUGGGACGUCGCCGCCGCCGAGUAUCUGGGACAACGCCACCCCGUCCACCACGGCCUCGAGUCGGGGAGGAGGACGACGGAGGCCGUCCCCUUGGGCCGCCUCCGCCUGGUGCUGCGCUCGUCGCCGAGCUUGGCCCUGGCUGGGGGCCCGGCGCGGCGCGUCAUGGCGACGCCGGCGACCCCUACGACUUCGACGACCUCCGGAGCCGCGACGAGGCCGACCCUGCCGGCGCCGACCACGCGGUGAACGCGUGCGCCUCAGGCUCGAGCCUCGGCGCGGACGUCUCGGACGGCGAGAUCUCCGAUUCCGACGAGGAGCCCCCUCCCGCCUACGACGACAUGGGCUUCGAUCUCGACGAGGAGCCGCCUCCCGCCUACGAGGAGGAGCAGCUCGUCGCGCAAAGAGAUGCCGACGCGGCGCCGCCGUUCCGUGGGACGCCCGACACGCUGGUGCUCCGGCCGGGCGACGGGCAGCUCGCCGCGCCGGCGCCGGCGGGCGAGUUCCUCCAGGCGAACGCCCAGCUCGCGCAGGACAUCUCGGACCAACCUCUGCAAGAAUUACCGGGCCCGGAGCAAGCACCUGUGCACGUCCUGACCGACCUCGGGCGACGGGCCGCUCUCAACGCGUCCAACGCGUCGGCGACCGCUCGCGAAGGCUCGCACGGCCACGAACUCCGACGCGAUCAAACUCGGGCGACGGAGACGCAUUUCUUAGUGGAUAUCGUCAUCGGCUCCGCGGGCCCGGACGCCACGGUCUACCAGUACUUCAAGACAAAUAGGCAGCACGCCAGGGGGGCCAUUCAUCGGCUGCUCGCCGCUGCCGCUUCGCGUGCCGAGUGGCUGCGAGGGGCCGCCUUUAUUCCAGCGAUCCAUCACAACAAGCUGCAGGCGCAGCCCGACGACCGCGUUUGGGACGCCGCCAAUGCUGUGGUGCAAUCCGUGGAAGGCGCGCAGCUGGCCGACAAGGUCAUCCGUCGACCCCUCGGCGCGCCGCCGCUCGAUAAGGCGUCUCGCGACGACAACGAGGCCAGACGACGCUGGCACGUGGGCAAGCUCGCCGUCGAUGAUGAGGAGCUCAUCAAGAUCAGAGAGACCACUGACACGCUCGCCAUCUUCGACGACGACCACUGGACGGGGUUUACGCUCGACGCGAUCUUCGACGUGCUCGACGAGGCCAACGACAGGCUCCGGCUGGGCUUCAACAUCAUUUGCCUCACGUUCGCGCGGUGCGCGCCGGCGACGCGCGCGACGCCGACGUUCUCUGACCUGACGCGGGACGUACGUCGUGUUCUUCGACCGGAGCGAGGCGACGGCGGACCUGGACUUCGACGACGACGGCUGCCUCUACGCGCUGUCCGGGCGCGUCGAGCUGAACGAGUGGCACGGCAAGAAGAGCCUGAAGGUCUCGGACUACGACGGGAAGUUCGCGCUCGCGCGCCGGCCCGGGUCGCGCGCCUGCCUCGAGUGCGACGAGCGCAUCGACGACGACGAGCCCAAGUGGAAGGAGAUCUGCCUCAAGUGCUACCUCGACAAGAAGAAGAGCGCCUCCGAAUCCGGGUGAGGAGCUCGUAAGAACAAUGAUAUGUAGA
Messenger RNA from Pelagomonas calceolata, 2937 nucleotides. The record is from the annotation of a GenBank genome assembly. NCBI's taxonomy places the organism in Eukaryota, Pelagophyceae, Pelagomonadales, Pelagomonadaceae.